Molecule: messenger RNA, 644 nt
Organism: Cylicocyclus nassatus
Lineage: Eukaryota; Metazoa; Nematoda; Chromadorea; Rhabditida; Strongylidae
Source: the annotation of a GenBank genome assembly
AGAUCUAAAGGAUGACAUCCUUGUCAGCUCGACAACGUGCUGGCUUGAUGAGAAAUAAAUCCGGUGAUAGAACUCCCAGCAAAGGAGCCACAAUGAUCGAAGCUAUAAAGCUGAAGCUUCACUCGGAUCGAGGAGACACUCCAGGCGCUGCGACUGCGCCGCUGCUGUCGGCACUGGAUGGCUACACCGAAGAUGAACUGUCAGAAUAUCGACAAGUUUUCAAUAUGUUCGAUACAGAUAGAAGUGGAGCAAUCGCACUGGAUGAGUUGGAAACAGCAAUUCGUAAUCUUGGCUUGGACCAAACCCGAGAUGAGCUCGACAAGAUCAUUGAUGAGGUUGAUCAACGCGGAAAUCAUCAAAUCGACUUUGACGAGUUUUGCAUAGUCAUGAGGCGGUUAUACAUGAAGAAACGCAGCUGGAAUGAAGUUGUCAAAGAAUGUUUCAGCGUUUUUGACAGAUCCGAGUCAAGUGUGAUCUCGAAGAAGGACUUCCAAUACAUUUUGAGAGAGCUGGGCGAUAUCACAGACAAUCAAAUCAUUGAUGAAAUUUUCCUCGAGGCUGAUGUCGAUGGAAAUGGUUUGAUAGACUAUGACGAGUUUACUUACAUGGUGAAAAACUACAUGACCGAUGAUGAUAUCAACUGA